Rhagoletis zephyria (snowberry fruit fly) is the source of this 610-nucleotide messenger RNA. Its product is annotated as intersectin-1-like. Gene Ontology annotation, molecular function: protein binding. The record is from RefSeq and is a predicted model, not a curated record. NCBI's taxonomy places the organism in Eukaryota, Metazoa, Arthropoda, Insecta, Diptera, Tephritidae.
CGCAAGGAGUCUGACCUGAGCACCAGCGGCGCCUGCGAGUCGCCGAAGCCAAAGAAGGGCAAGGCGAAGGCGAAGGAGAUUGUGACGGCCAUCGCCGCCUACACCGCCAGCGGUCCCGAGCAGCUGACACUGGAGGUGGGCCAGCUGAUUGUGGUGCGCAAGAAGAUGGCCAGCGGCUGGUGGGAGGGAGAGCUGACGGCCAAGGGCAAGAAGAAACAGGUCGGCUGGUUUCCCGCCAGCUACGUCAAGGCGCUUGGCGGGGUGGCGGCCACGGCUGCUGCCGCUGCUACGGGUGGCUCAGCUGGCUCCAGUGCUCGCUCUACGCCUGAUCCAGCGGUGGCAGCUGCAUCGAAACCAGCAGCCCCUGAGGAGCCUGAGAUUGAGCGCGUCACCGGCCUGUACUCCUUCAAGGCGGAACGCGAGGACGAGAUUAGCGUCGAGCCGGGUGACACGGUGCGCGUCCUCUCCAAGCCCGAUCCGACCUGGUGGCGCGGCCACAACACCCGCACCGGCGCCAUUGGCCUCUUUCCCUCGAACCACGUCCAGAAGCAGGGGGCGGAUGGAGGCGGUGCUGCUGCUGCAGCUGCAGGUGGCGCCGAUCAGACCAGCU